Messenger RNA from Phaedon cochleariae (mustard beetle), 5704 nucleotides. The record is from the annotation of a GenBank genome assembly. Lineage: Eukaryota; Metazoa; Arthropoda; Insecta; Coleoptera; Chrysomelidae.
GUUUGAAUUGAAAACAAUAACAAUGUUCACUGUUCAUGUUCAAAAUAUAGAGUUAUUUUAGUUAUAUGAUCCGAAAAAGCCUGGAAAGUUAUAAUAUUUUGCUCAAUAAUUAUCAUUCAUGUUUCAUCUGAAAUGAGUAAAAACUUGCAAUCGGCAACAAAACUUACUGAAUUUGCACCUUUACAAUCAGAGGAUGCUAAACCACAAAGUGUUGGACAAUUCCUCACUAGUUUCUUCAAAAAAAAGAAUGCUAUUCCAGAGGAAAACAUUUCUGAUGAUGCCGAUAAUGCCAUUUCAGAUUCUUUACCUAACUGGGCUGUUGAUUCUCCAACAGAUUUAACAUUCUCUGGAAAAGAAUCAUCUGCCAAUGUUUAUGCUGUUGAUGUCAAUGAAGGACGUAGUUUACCAAAUGUUCUGAAGAGGAUUAGUAAUCUUUUGGCUCUCAAAAGCAGUAAUUUACAAGACUAUGGAGAUACCGAAUUGAAACAAUAUUGGAUGCCUGAUUCUGUAAGCAAGGAAUGCUAUGAAUGUUCAGAAAAGUUCACAACUUUCCGUAGAAGACAUCAUUGUAGAGUUUGUGGACAAAUAUUUUGUUCGCAAUGUUGUAAUCAGCAAAUACCUGGGAAAAUAUUCGGCUGUACUGGUGAUUUGAGAGUUUGUACAUAUUGCUGCAAAGUAGUUCUCUCAUAUUUGCAAUCAUCUGACUUCGCAAUAGAUUUAUCUACAGAUUUGAGAUGUCUUCAGGAAAGUUUACAGUCAAAAUUUGGAGUUGAGACUCCAAAAAUAUCAGAUGAUACAAAUUCGAAAACUCCAAGUACUAGUUUAUCGGAUGGAAAUACUUUGAGACGAAAAAUUUCUGUUGGUUACCAGGAAGAAACAUUUGCUUCUGGAGGGUCAAACACAUCAUAUCUAACGACAGAAGAGAAGUGUAAGGCUCUUCAAAAUUCAAUAUCUUUGCGGAAUCUCUUCGAAGAAAUAUGUAAACCAACUAUAGGAAUUAAUUUUGAAACACAUAGAUAUAGGCUCAAAACCUAUACUGAGUGUUUCUUAGGAUCUGAGCUAGUGGACUGGCUGAUUUUUCAGCAAAAAGCAAAAAAUAGAAUCCAAGCAUCUGCACUCUGUCAGGCGCUUUUAGAAGGUGGUUAUAUUGAAAGUGUGUCUGAGCCACAAACGUUUGUUGAUGGUUAUGCUUUCUAUAGCAAAGGAAACAUCAGGUCAAUGCAGUCAUCUAGGACAUCUUUGAAUUUUGAUGUGCCUUUCCAUGAAGAACCCCACUGGGUUCAACAAAUUCCACAGGAAUCCAGUACAACAGAUUCCGACAAUGAGCAGAUGUCGCCUAUAAACAUUAUUCAGGGUAAUAUGACAUCAUCCUCAUCAUACAUGUUGGAUCUGAAUUUAGAAGCAAAUACUGUCUAUUUGUCAAGGCCUCCUGAGGUAGAAUUUAAAUUCUCAGAUGUGAGUGAACCAGAUCAACGAGAACAUGAAGGAAAUACAGUUGUUAGGCCUACGGAACAGUUAGAAGCUGCACCAGAAUCGGGUUGGUUCAAUGCUUCCAAUCUUAGAGAAGAAAAUGGAGAAAAGUCUGCCUAUAAUCUAUUAACUGAAGCAUCUGAUCAGCACAUGCAGAAUCUACUCAGACAAUUGUUAUCCUCGAAAGGAUUAUCAUUGUCUUGGUCUGAAGUUAUUAGUACUCUCAUUCAUAACAUCAUUGCGAAUAUAAGGCCAGAUAAAAACCAUGAUGCAGUGGACCUGGACAUAAGACACUAUGUUCAAUUCAAAAUAAUUUCUGGAGGAUUACGAAGUGAUACUUCUUUGAUAGGAGGCAUUGUUUGUAGCAAAAAUGUUGCUCAUAAACGAAUGUCAACAGACAUACAGAAUCCACGAAUUCUACUACUCCAAUGUUCUAUUGUGUAUCAAAGAACAGAAGGAAGGUUGUUGUCUUUAGAACCUGUUUUAAUGCAAGAACAUGAAUAUUUGAGACAUGUUGCUGCAAGAAUAGUGGCCCUUCAACCGGAUGUAGUAAUUGUACAAAAAAAUGUUUCUCGUCUCGCUCAGGACAUGUUGAGAGAACAUAAUAUUACUCUUGUCCAGAAUGUGAAACAGACCGUAUUGGAACGAUUAUCUAGAUGCACGCAGGCUGACUUAGUUUCAUCUGUAGAUGCUCAUAUUGGGAGGCCAAAGUUAGGAUUUUGUAAACGAUUUUACUUGAAGAGAUUCAAUAUUGAAAGAGGUGGAUCAAAAACUCUUAUGUUUUUCGAAGGGCUUCCCGUAUCUAAUCUAGGAUGCACAGUACUUCUGAGAGGUGCAUCUAGAAUCGAAUUGAUGCAAUUGAAAAAAGUGUCUUCAUUAUUAUUAUUCACAGCGUACAACUGGAGGCUCGAGAAAUCUUUUUUGAUGGAUGUUUCUGCCAUGCCACCAAAUACAAAAUGCGAAUUUUUUGAAGAUAGCAGGGAGAAUUCUCCAGAUUUUCCACAACCUAAAGUAUCAUUCGGUGAUAAUCAUUCAGAGACAGUCCAAGUGAAUGAUAAGAUUGAGAAGACAGUGUUGAAAAAAUCAAACAACGAUCAAAAUCGUGAAGACAGAAAAAUCACAGCUGAAAGUGUUGAGGAUUUUACGGAUCCUUUACAUUCCUAUCACAAUGAUUCAGGCAGAACAAAUGAUAAUAUCAAUAAUGAAGUAUUUACAGUUGCUGAAUUACCAUUUUCUAAUAGUUUUCGAAAGCAUUUAGAUGAUAUAAUCUUAUCCAUAUCACCAUAUAUAGUAUUUCCUGUACCCUAUUUGGAAACGGAACUUGGGAAGAAAUGUAAAUUAAGAAGUUUUUUUCCAAAACAUAUUUAUUCUAGUGAACAGUUUGGUAAUGGCAAGAAAAUGAAAAGGAAGGAUUCAGAACAUAAAACCAAUCAAGAUUCAACUGUUAAACCUUAUCAUCCAUUCUUACUUUCAAAAAUAACCGCAAGUGCAGACGACGUGAACAUUCAAAAUAUGCUUGCAAACUUCCGGGCCUGCGGUGGUAGAUAUGAGAAAAAGGAAAAUAUGUGUGUGAAGAUUGUUCCAAAGAAUUCGGAGAGAACAGAAUCUGACAAUUCUAGCAAAGAUGUAUUUGAUCCAAAUAAUCAUCAAAGAUUAGCAGUAUUGUUUUGCAGUUAUAGUUCUGAGUCUAACAAUUCUCCUGCCUUCUGUGUGAAUCCAUGGAUUGUUUACAUGGACUUUUAUGGAAGAAAUGACAUUCCGUUGGGCUGUUUUUUGGAACGGUAUUGCUUCAGAUCCACUUACAACUGUCCCUCCAAAUCGUGCGAUACCCCAAUGGUGAAACACAUUCGUAGAUUUGUACACAAUUCUGGAUGCGUUACCAUCUGCCUCAAUUACUUCGAGAAUGAGUUUUCUGAGCAGCAUAUUGUUACAUGGACGUGGUGUACUAAGUGUCAGAUGGUAUCGGCAGUUGUUCCCAUGUCGGCUGACAGUUGGUCGUAUUCUUUUGCAAAGUAUCUUGAAUUGAAGUUUCAUGGAGAAUUGUUUACGAGGAGGGGCAUGUCAGCUUGCAGUCAUAGUUUGCAUCAUGAUCAUUAUCAGUAUUUUGGAUAUAAGAAUUUUGUGGCGACAUUCAAAUAUUCUCCCAUUAGUAUUUGGGAAAUAUCUUUGCCACCAUCUCUGAUAGACAUCAAAUAUGAUAUUAAUGACCUUCAAUCGCAACUGAUUGAUGACAUAAGAAUUAUGUCCCAAAAAGGACAUGAGGUAUUUUCAUCCAUAUUAGACAAAUUGAUCACCUUGCCUGGUGAUGAGUCAGAUACUGUUGUAAACUUAAAACAGAUUAUGUCAAAAGAACAGGGUUUUUUCAAACAAAAAGUGGAGGAGUUACAGUUAAAACUAACCUCACCGUCUAUCGAAAAUAAAGAAUUUGAAGAAAAAGUUCCAGGCUUACAUUCAUCAUAUUGGAAAAUAUCUGAUAAUCUUGUACGAAUAAAAAGAUCAAUCAUCGAAACAACAGAAUAUUGGAAUAUGAAAUUGAGCGAAGUCACUCGUAAAAAAGAAAAUGAUAAAAAAAAGGAGAGACUAGCCCCUGUUGAUUCAGACAGUCCGAAUACAGAAGAAAUUGAGGUUGAAUGCCAAGAAAAUUCAACUUUUGUUCCAGAUGAAAAGGAUCACAAUAUAUCAACUAUCAAGAAAAUGCAAAGCCUUGAUAAUAGUGACAGUGAUUCUUUUACCCCUUCGUCACCCAGGAGUCAUCAUAGAUCACAAUCUGAUGGUACAGCUAUAUGUCAAAUUGAAGAUUCAGUUGAUGGUAAGAAAGAGUCAGACAAAAAGCUGAAGACUAUUCUAUCACAUUUACUGCCGUCCUCGACAAAUAUCUCUACAAUACCGGCUCCUUUUGGAAAUCAAGAACAUUAUAUUCUUCCUGAAUCAUAUAUUCCUGUUGUCGUGAAAGAAAAUGAGCCCAGCUCAGUUAUAGCUUACACCCUUGCUUCGAGUGACUAUAAGAAAACAUUAGAAGAGUUGGUUGGCAGGAAAACACAAAAUGAUCAGUCUUCAAGUCCUAUAUGUAAAAGACGAAAUAACAGUUGCGAUAAUGACAAGAAUGAUGAUGACAAAUCAAUGAGUUUACUUGGAUUCUUGAGGAGUAAGGAAUCUAAUGAUUUAUAUAUUCAGUCGCCAACAGCUACAAAUACAGAGAUCAAUUCUGAAGUUCCUCCCAAUACUUCCGAAAAAGCUGAUGUGGCAAAGAAAACCAGGAACGCACAUAUCGAAGUACAGUUUCAUGAUUCGAAUAGCAACUUCUUUUGCAGAGUUUAUUUAGCAGAAAAGUUUGCCGCUCUUCGUAAUGCAGUUUUACCUAUGGGAGAAGAUGGUUUUAUCAGAUCAUUAUCGAAAUCUGUACAGUGGAAUGCAAGAGGUGGGAAAUCUGGUUCGAAUUUUUCUAAAUCUGCAGAUGACAGAUUCAUCUUGAAAGACAUGUCUAAAUCAGAAAUUCAACUAUUCUUGGAAUCGGCAUCAUAUUACUUUGAUUACAUGAAUAGAUGUCACACUACCAAACAACCGACAUUACUAGGCAAAAUAGUUGGAAUAUACCAGAUAGUAUUCAGAAACAAUACCAGUGUACCUUAUAGAAGCAAUUUAUUGGUGAUGGAAAAUCUUUUUUACAACAGAAAAGUCUCUCAAAAAUUUGAUUUGAAGGGCUCUAUGCGAAACAGGCUGGUGAUCCCAGAUAAUCAAGAAGGAGAGAUAGUGCUGCUCGAUGAGAAUCUUCUUAAAAUGACUUGCGACUCACCUUUGUAUAUAUUACCGCAUUCCAAAUCGGUUUUGAUUGCUGCUAUACAAAAUGACACUGAAUUUCUGUCAAAUCGGUCUGUGAUGGAUUAUUCGCUUCUGGUCGGUUUGGAUUCGGAAAAUAAGGAGUUAGUCCUUGGAAUCAUAGAUUACAUCAGGACUUUCACCUGGGAUAAAAGAUUGGAAACAAUGGUGAAAAGAAGUGGCAUUCUAGGUGGCCAAGGAAAAUUGCCCACCAUUGUUUCACCAGAAGAAUAUCAAAAACGGUUCAUGGAAGCAAUGCAUCGAUACUUUUUAGAAGUACCUGAUCAUUGGGCAGGUUUAGGUAAAGGUCUAGAUUUGUAAGAUGUGUGUUGAUUCAGAUUUUUAUUUAUAUUAUGAUGUGAGUUUAUAAGUUGUAGACCAAUGUAAUGAUCUAUGUAAUAUAUUGUUGACUAUUCCA